Molecule: messenger RNA, 1188 nt
Organism: Phytophthora sojae
Lineage: Eukaryota; Oomycota; Peronosporomycetes; Peronosporales; Peronosporaceae
Exons: 3
Coding region: 47-1051 (334 amino acids)
Cellular component (GO): cytoplasm
Molecular function (GO): calcium-dependent phospholipid binding; calcium ion binding
Source: RefSeq, a predicted model, not a curated record
AGCGCACCCCCAACUUCCUCCACCACCACCCCGCUCCAAGCUCAAGAUGCUGGGACUCUACCCUCCGUCCGUGUUCGACGCCUACAAGAAGGAGAAGACGCACUUCUCGGCCUCGAUCGACGCCGCCGUGGAGGAGAUCCACACCGCCUGCCACGGCAUCGGCACGGAUGACAAGACUCUCGUGAAGAUCCUCGGCCCGCUCUCGCCCAACGACCGCGGGCUCAUCUCGCUGCGCUACAAGGAGCUCCACGGCAAGACGCUCCGCGAGCUCGUCAAGAGCGAGACGUCGGGCGACUUCGGCUACCUGCUGCAGCUCAUCUGCUUCACACUGCCGCAAGCCGAAGCCUACAUCGUCUUCCACGCCAUGAAGGGCGUGGGGACCUCCGACCACCUGCUCUACUCCGUUCUCAUGGGUCGCACCAACGAAGAAAUGAGUCUGCUGAAGAAGACCUACUUCGAGAUGUACGACACGGACCUCAGCGUCUCUAUCAGCGACGAGAUCAGUGGUGACUUCCUCGCCGUCAUCAUGAAGGCGCUCCAGGAACCGAUGGUGGAAUACAAGCCGUCGUUCCACACCAAGGAGAAGGCCGAGGAGGACGCCGAGCUGCUCUACAAGGCCGGCGAGGGCAAGUGGGGCACCGACGAGAACGCGUUCAUCAAGGUUCUGCUGUCCAGCCCGCCCGAGCACCUCCGCAAUAUCGAUGCGGCGUACCAGGCCAAGCACGAGCACGACUUGGUCUACGCGAUCGAGAACGAGUUCAGCGGCAGCGACUGCGCUGCUCUCACUUACUUUGUCCGCCUGAGCCUCAACGCGUGGCCGUUCCUCGCCGAGCACAUCGAGGGAACGAUGGCCGGCAUCGGCACCGACGAGACGGCCCUGAGCGCUGCCAUCGUUCGCUACCACUCUUACCUGAACAAGAUCAUGCCCGUCUACGAGAAGAAGUACAAGAUGUCGCUGAACGACCGCAUUCAAGAAGAGGUCGGCGGCGAGUACCAGGAGCUGCUUCUGCAGCUUCUUGAGGCCCCGCGCUCCGUCGGCAGCUUUGCGUAAGAAUCAAGUCCGAGUCCAAUUGGAUUGGGCUUCCACUUGUAGCGUUCACAUUGAACACGUCGGCCACAGCGUGGCUUGUUGAAAAUUAACCCACAAAAAUCCAAAUACUCUGUGAAUACCUCUGUUUUCUGAUAUCU